GAAGCACUUAGUGUUUAAUAUUCUGCUCAUCUGCUUUGACUCAUAUUUCAGUGUAUAAGUUUAUUUGUUCUAAUCGACGUAUUCGUGUAAAAAAAGGUGCAUUUUCUGUUCGUACGUAUUGAGUAAUAUUGGUCACUUGUAUAUAAAGAAAGAUAUACAUUGAAGGUCGCGUACUUCCCGCUCCGGUCGACCAGUUCUGGCACGUGAAUAUCUCCACGACGAUUUUACCUUUACAUGUGCAUUAUUUUAUUAGGUAGGGGCAAGCCCGAACUUUAUUCUAACGUGUCUUUCGUGCCAACGUUCUUCAUCUUUCGAGUAUAGAUGUUCGUUGUGUAUCUCGUUGAUCUUAAAUUAACAUUUCGUACUAUUUACCGCAAAUUAACAAGCUCUACUCCAAAUUCGUACAAUAAUCAACGCAAGAUGCUAGCGAACAUUUUCGAAAAUCAUGGCGAAUUCUGCGCCAAACAUCCAUGGGAGGUGAUCGUCGGUGUACUGACCAUUACAGCGUGUAUGCUUUCCAUGGAUAAAUCCGCCGCCGCUGCCAACGCUUAUAAUAGUUUACGAUCUGAGGAAACAAACGCCGUAGACAUAAUAUUCAUGACAAUAAUUAGAUGCAUAGCGGUGUUAUAUGGUUAUUACCAGUUUUGUAAAUUACGCAAGUUGGGAUCUAAUUACAUUCUAGGUAUCGCUGGAUUGUUUACUGUGUUCUCGAGCUUUGUGUUCAGUUCUACCAUUAUUAAUUUCUUGGGAAGCGAUAUAUCCGAUUUGAAAGAUGCGUUGUUUUUCUUCGUGCUGGUGAUCGAUCUGUCAAAAGCAACCGUACUGGCUCAAUUUGCCUUACAUGCGUCUAAUUUGCAACAAGUUAAUAAAAACAUCGCCAAAGGAAUGGCCAUCAUGGGACCUACUGUUACGUUGGAUACGUUAGUCGGAUCGCUGGUUAUUAGCGUUGGCACUUUGUCAGGUGUGAAAAGACUGGAGAUGUUGUGCUGUUACGCGUGUUUUUCGUUCGUAGUCAAUUAUUUCGUAUUCAUGACAUUUUAUCCUGCUUGCUUGUCAUUGGUAUUGGAGCUUUCAAAAUGCGGAUCGUACGAAAAGAACGCCUGCUUCGAAGUCAAAUCACCGUUGGCUGAAUUACUCUACGAUGAAGGCCAUAAGCCAAAUCCGGUCGUUCAAAGAGUCAAAGUAAUUAUGUCGGCUGGAAUGAUGAUCGUUCAUGCGCACAGUCGCUGGUCUUUGAAUAAUAUGGAUGGCAAUGAUGCUAGUAAAAUGUUCCCAGUGGUGCCCGGCAAUACGACUCAUACGUUGAUUAGAGAUGAUGCCGAUGUCGCAGCUGUUCAAGGAGAUUUGAUGAAGUUUUUGAGUGGCAGUAUAGAACAUAUCAUUAUAUUGAUAAUAGUUUUGGCAUUUUUGGUGAAAUCGAUGAUCUUCGAUAGCAGAGAAGAUCUACCUGAUCAAAUGCUAGAAAGACAUAAAUUAAAAGAUACAAAAGGAAUUCAAACCGAAGAAUCCUCAAAACCAGUAGUAUCUAGUAUGUCGAGUCAGACCGAAUCUUCGAAUGGAGUCGUAGGCGAACCUGUGAGACGCGUCAGAACCGAUUCCUGUACCCAGACUGAUAUCAGUUACGUUGAAUUUGAAAGCUGUGAUUACGAAAACGGAUCUAGCAGAAGUUUAGAAGAAUGUCGUGCCAUUUAUAAACAAAAGAAUUCAGCGGAUGAUUUAACCGAUAGAGAGAUUGGUUUAUUAGUCAAAGCGAACGUUAUACCGGCUCGAAAGUUAGAAACAGUCGUCAGUGAACCGGUUCGAGGCAUAGGGGUUAGACGAUUGCUGACUGGAGAAGAGGGGAAAUUCUUAGACGCGUUGAAAAAUUUACCAUAUCAUAAUUACGAUUAUUCCAAAGUUAUAGGAGCUUGUUGCGAGAAUAUCUUCGGAUAUAUUCCGGUACCGGUGGGAGUAGCUGGGCCUUUAUUAAUGGACGAUAAAGAAUAUUACGUACCAAUGGCUACGACCGAAGGAUGCCUGGUCGCUAGUACAAAUCGAGGUGCUAGAGCUUUAUACAAAUCCGGUGGUGUUGUCAGUUGCCUCACCGGAGAUGGAAUGACUAGAGGACCAGUGGUUCAAUUUCCUUCUUUGAGAGAUUCCUAUGAAGCUGAGCUGUGGAUUAAAGAUCCGGAUAAUUUCGAAAAAAUCAAGUUGCAGUUCGACGAAACGAGUAGAUUUGCUCGAUUGCAAAGUAUCCAAAUUCGUAACGUGGGUCGUUUAUUAUAUAUGAGAUUUUCAGCCACUACAGGCGACGCUAUGGGAAUGAAUAUGUUAUCCAAAGGUACGCAAGCUGCGUUGAAUUACAUCAAACGAGAACAUUUCCCACACAUGAGAAUCGUCUCGCUGAGUGGAAAUUACUGCGCUGAUAAGAAAGCAACCGCUUUGAAUUGGAUCGAGGGUAGAGGUAAAUCGGUGGUUUGCGAAGCCAUCGUAACCCAAGACGUAUUAGAAAAAGUAUUAAAAACCACGGCCAGCGCUAUGACCAGAGUAAACACGUAUAAAAAUCUCAUCGGUUCAGCCGUCGCUGCCAGUACCGGAGGAUUCAACGCCCACGCUGCCAAUAUCGUUACCGCUCUGUAUAUAGCCACCGGACAGGAUCCGGCUCAGAAUGUCUGCAGUAGUAAUUGUAUCACCAUCAUGGAGGUGGACGAAGAUAAUAAAAAUGAUCUCCGGGUCACGUGCAUGAUGCCAUCUAUAGAAGUCGGUACCAUUGGCGGAGGUACCUCGUUACCAGCCCAAUCUGCCUGUUUAGAAAUGUUGGGCGUUAAAGGACCAAAUAGUGAUAAUCCGGGUGAAAAUGCCCAAUUGUUGGCUCGAGUCGUUUGUGCCACCGUCCUAGCCGGUGAACUUUCAUUGAUGGCUGCUCUCACCGAAGGUCAUCUAGUUGAAAGUCACAUGAAUCAUAAUAGAACCUCGCUUUCGGAAAGGAAUUCGGCGUCAAAUUCAAGAAAAUGCAGCGUCGUCAGUGUCGGAAAAUGCGUCUCGAAUUAGAGAGAAGAAACGAAGAAGAAAUAUCGUGCCGGAAAAUUAAUAAAUGCUUAAACGCCUCGAAAGACUAGCUUAGUGUUGUUAGAUUUACUCGUAUUCGAUUUGUUUGUCGUGUAAAUCGCGUUUUUUUGUUUUCCUUUUUUCUUUUUCAUGUUUUAUUUAAAUAUUCCUUUCAAGGGCGAUUUUUACAUUACGCUGAAAAAAACGAACGAAUUCUCGCAUUAUUUCGUCGAUAUAUAUUUUCUUUUUUCAUCUUUACAUUUCGAUUAUAAGACUGAUUGUUUCAUUAUUUUUUAAGGUGAUAAAACGCUUUUAGCAUUAAUUAGUUAUUUUUGUAUUCAACUAAGAAAUGUGAAAAUUUCGUCGAGUAUAUAUCUUUGUGCUUAAAUACAAGUUGAAUGUUAAUAUA
This is a messenger RNA of Planococcus citri (citrus mealybug), 3436 nucleotides long. RefSeq names its product HMG coenzyme A reductase (gene Hmgcr). Lineage: Eukaryota; Metazoa; Arthropoda; Insecta; Hemiptera; Pseudococcidae. The record is from RefSeq and is a predicted model, not a curated record. Gene Ontology annotation, molecular function: protein binding; hydroxymethylglutaryl-CoA reductase (NADPH) activity; NADP binding. The transcript has 17 exons. Gene Ontology annotation, biological process: sterol biosynthetic process; coenzyme A metabolic process; isoprenoid biosynthetic process. Bases 322 to 3030 code for a protein of 902 amino acids. Gene Ontology annotation, cellular component: endoplasmic reticulum membrane; peroxisomal membrane.